AUGGCUCAAUUUAAGGCAUUGAAUGGUAGAAGGUGUAUAUGUCUCAUUGGGUGGUUAGAAUUUGGUGAGGCAAGGUUGUUCGGUCUUGAUUUAGUUCAUCAAGAUAUUGAGAUAUUGAAGGUAAUACCGAUUAGGCUUAUAGCUGGCCAAAGUAGCCAAAAGUCCUAUGCGGACGUGAGACGAAGUGACGUGAAGUUUGAUAUGGAUGAUUGGGCAUUCUUAAAGAGAGUGGGAAGUGUUGCUUAUGGGUUAGCAUUCCCUACGAGUUUGGGUUCUAUUUACCCUGCGUUUCACAUGUCCAUGUUGAGGAGAUGCGGAGGUGAUCCUUCAUUGGUGGUGCCUAUUGAGAAUGUUGGUGUCUCUGAUUCCCUAUCUUACAAAGAGGUUCUAGUAGAAAUGUUUGAUAGACAUGUUCAUAGGUUGCAGACUAAAGAUGUAUCAUUGGUAAAGGUCCUUUGGAGGAACCAUAAGUGGAAGAAUCCACUUGGGAACCGGAAGAGGAUAUGA
This is a messenger RNA of Capsicum annuum, 507 nucleotides long. RefSeq lists its product as uncharacterized. The record is from RefSeq and is a predicted model, not a curated record. The transcript is spliced from 2 exons. Lineage: Eukaryota; Viridiplantae; Streptophyta; Magnoliopsida; Solanales; Solanaceae. The coding region runs from base 1 to 507 and encodes 168 amino acids.